UUGAGAUACAAUAGAGAUUUAGAGAGAGAGUAGAGAGAGAGAGAGAGCACCUUUGGGUUGGAAGGGGGAGAUGUUGGUAGAGGAGCUGCUACGGUGCCAAAUCCGUGAAUGGUACCCGAUCUUCAAAACCCACACCUUCCCCACCCUCUUCGUCCCCCUCCCCCUCCCCUUCCGCCGCUACCUCCUCGGCCUCCCCCCUCUUAACCCUAACCCUAACCCCAUUAACGCCAUUAACGCCAUUAACGACGACGACGACGACGACGACGACGACGCUCCUCCUCCUCCGCUCUUCCUCCUCCCACGCUCCUCCACUCCCCUCCCCCGCCCCUCCCCUUCCUCCCUCGACCCCCUCUCCCUCCUCGACUCCUCCUUUCCCCCCUCCGACGGCGGCGACGACGACGACGGGGAUGGCGACGCGCCGUCGUUCCCGGAGCUCGAGGCGGCGGUGGCCCUCCGCUGCGCGUCGUUCGCCGACGCCGCGCUCCUCCUCCGCGCCUCCGACUCCGCCGCCCACGACCUCUCCCUCGCCCUCCCCUCCUGCUCCGAUUACGACCCCCGCAACCCUCCCGGCGACGACGCUUCUUCCCCCUCCUCCUCCGACGACGAUUUCUACUACCUCGCGUUGCGCAGGUGGAAGCCCUCGCUCCGCCCGGAGAUGGAGUUCCGCUGCUUCGCCCGCCGCCGCCGCCUCGUCGCCGUCUCCCAGCGCGACGCCACCGCCUUCUACCCCGCGCUCCUCGACCGACGCCGCGAGAUCCUUGCCGCGAUCCGGUCCUUCUUCGACGGCGUCGUCGCCCCGCGCUUCGCGUCGCAGGACUACACCGUCGACGUCUACGUGAUGCGGGACAUGAGGGUGAAGAUCGUCGAUUUCAAUCCCUGGGGCGCGUUUACGCUUCCGCUGCUGUUCACCUGGGAGGAGCUGGAGGAGAUGAAGGAAACGGAGGAGGUGGAGAUUAGGGUUUUGGAGAGCCAAUGCGGGGUGCGACCAGGGUUGAAGACGGCGGUGCCGUAUGAUUACUUGGAUACAGGGGAGGGGAGUGGGUGGGAUCAGUUCUUGCGGAAUGCCGAGGAGGAGAUUCGGCGGCAGGCGCAGAAUUCGCAGAAUUCGGAUGCCGGCGCCGGAGAUUACUGAUUUGAAAGGUCUCAUGCAGCCACUAACAGGUUUUAUGCCCAUCCAUGGAUUGCUUGGAUGGUGAUGGUAGUGGAUGGUAAUCUUCUUCGACCUUUCUCACUUUAAACUCAUAUAAUUAGGGUUUUCGCCAAGCCUUUGUAUACAGGGUAUAGUUGGUGUAAGCUUAUCGAGCACGGUUACUACAGAAUUGCCGGAGAAUCGUACUGUUGUUCAUCUUCGUUAAUCAAGUAAUUCGUCUUAACUUAGAAAUUUAAUUGCUCACUAAUGUCAAACUUUUGUAUAGAUUAUCGAGCGAAGCAUGUUUCUGUAUCAUUUUGUAGUAUAUGUUGCAAUGUUUAUUUUUUCCCCAAAAGGGGAUAAGCUACUUGUUUAUUAUUUGAAGACUUUAUUAAUUAUUUAUCAUCAUUUUUGCUUGUAGAUCAUCUUGUUUCAAAGGAGAUAAGCUACAUUAAAGUUUCA
Ananas comosus (pineapple) is the source of this 1591-nucleotide messenger RNA. Its product is annotated as cell division cycle protein 123 homolog. The coding region runs from base 71 to 1132 and encodes 353 amino acids. The record is from RefSeq and is a predicted model, not a curated record. NCBI's taxonomy places the organism in Eukaryota, Viridiplantae, Streptophyta, Magnoliopsida, Poales, Bromeliaceae. Gene Ontology annotation, cellular component: cytoplasm. The transcript is spliced from 2 exons.